CAGUCAGUCAUUUCUAUUCAUUGAAGGGAGCGCUAUCGUCUGGAAUUUCAACUGAGAAAACAUGAACUUUCGCACCAAAUUCGUUUUGGGGAUAUGCACCAUAAUCACCGUUGUUAUGACGGUUGUGAUCCUCAGCCAUGUGAUGACGGACAUCGGCGAGCGUAUGGGACUGGGCUGGUUUCUGUACACCGCCAGUCCGUACCUGUGGGCUGGACUGGGCAUUGGGCUGUCGGUGUCGCUGUCCGUGGUGGGUGCCGCCGUUGGGAUCUAUACUACGGGGACCAGCAUUGUCGGGGGCGGUGUCCGCUCGCCCCGCAUCAAGACCAAGAACCUCAUCUCGAUUAUAUUCUGCGAGGCGGUGGCCAUCUACGGCCUGAUCAUGGCCAUAGUUUUGUCUGGCAGUAUCAACAACUAUCGCCUGUCGAAGAUGCUGAGCGACAAGGGUCAAAUGGCCAGGAACAUGUUCACAGGAUUCGCUGUAUUUGGGUCCGGGCUGGCCGUGGGACUGGUUAACAUCGCUUGCGGCGUGGCUGUUGGCAUUGUGGGCUCUGGAGCAGCCCUGGCCGACUCGGCCAAUGCGUCGCUGUUUGUCAAGGUUCUAAUUGUGGAGAUUUUUGGCUCGGCCAUCGGGCUCUUUGGACUGAUUGUGGGCAUCUACCUGACAUCCAAGGCGGAGAUGAUGUAAAGCCGAUUACAAAUCAAAGAACUCUAAUUUAUUAAGGCCUAUUAAAGUAAUUAAACACUAAUCUUCCUCAUCAU
Drosophila obscura is the source of this 759-nucleotide messenger RNA. Its product is annotated as V-type proton ATPase 21 kDa proteolipid subunit-like. Gene Ontology annotation, biological process: proton transmembrane transport. The transcript has a single exon. The record is from RefSeq and is a predicted model, not a curated record. Gene Ontology annotation, cellular component: proton-transporting V-type ATPase, V0 domain. Lineage: Eukaryota; Metazoa; Arthropoda; Insecta; Diptera; Drosophilidae. Gene Ontology annotation, molecular function: proton-transporting ATPase activity, rotational mechanism. Bases 62 to 685 code for a protein of 207 amino acids.